GGAGCCAGAGAGCUGUCCAUAUGGGCUCUGUGUGUCUAUCCAGAUAAUCUUUGUUGGAGGAUUAAGACCGGAGCAGGAAGACAUUCAACACGACCUGCAUUUGUCCAAAGAGGGUCCUUUAACCUUUCAGAACAAAUCUCCACUGCCGAUCAUAAUGUCUUUAUUGGAUUUUCUUGGGCAGGGGAAGCUGUUGGGCGUCGGAGUUCUGCUGGUGUGGCUCGUCCUCUUCCACCUUCUUGUUAAUGUUUGGCUCCUUUGCGUCUUUACCAGUCUCCUGGUGGUUCUCGGAGGUUGGCUUGGGUCACGGGCACUGCUGGAUGCCAACAGCGUUCUCCACCUGGAGCACUUCUUGCCUCUUGGCAACAUUAACCCACCUCAGUAUUCACCUGAGCAUGAGUGGAGAUUGAACCAUGAGAUCCACAGUGCUGUCCACAAAGCAGUGCGUGACUUUGUGUCCUCGUGGUAUCGCACUCUGCUGCCCGAGGUGGAGGGCGAGUUUGAGCGUGCGGUGCGUAAUUCCAUGCUGGAGUCAGUGAUGGAACUGAAGGAGCGUGCCCGGCGAGUGGACAGAAAAGCCAUGGUUCAGCGGUUGCUGGAGGUGUACGGGGGUCACCUGCAGAACUACAUGACAGUAAGACAGAUACAGUCAACACAAAAGGGAAGCAUGAGCCUCUGGCAGCUCUACAGUGAAGUAGACACCCCUCAUCCAGCUGUGAGCAGCAAAGCUGCUGAGCUCAGCUACUCCAGAGCUCUAGUUCACCUUGUACUACAUGUGCUGGUUCCAUACCCACAGAUGGAAACCAGGACAGGAGGUUACAUGGUUACAGAACUUAUUACCUGCAACGUGCUGCUACCGCUCAUAAGCAGGAUAUCCGAUCCUGACUGGCUCAACCAGACCAUUGUAGACAUACUUACCAGAUGCAGAGAACCACACCAGGAAAUCAACGUGGAUGACCUCCCAGUAGAUCCCCUAUACAAAUGUCAGAUCGACCAGGAGUCCUGGGCCACCUGCAAGUCACUAUCUUCUUCCGAUCAAGCCGAUCUCGCCAGCAAAAGCACCUCUGACCUUGAUGACCUGAAUGAGAGCCGGAGCACAAUCCAUGAGCGGGAGUCCUCACUGAGCAGCAUGGUUAGCUUGGCGUCAACUGGGAAAUUUCAAAGCUGCCGCCCAGGUCUGCUCACACCAUACAAAGUGAACUGCUGUCCGCUCACAUCUGCCCACCACUCCAACUCGUCAGAGUCCAAAAUAAUUUCACUGGACUCGCUAACUCAGUCUGACUCCGAUGAUGAUCUGAAAGGAGGCUUUUGUGAGUGUGGUCCUUCAAACAACUUCUGCAGCAUGCUCACUUCAAAAGAUGAUGAAGCCUUUGGAUGCUUCGGUCCUCUGAGAAAUCUAGGACAGAAGGUGGUGGUGCCGGUGGACUCCCAGUGGCCAGCAGGCAUAGCUGAAGAGAAAUCUCCAGGUUGCCCUAGAAGAAAGCUUUGUUUACCCUCUUAUAGUUUGGAUUCCCCCAGCAAUGCAGUGGCACCUGUGAACAUCCAGAAUGUCAGAAUUGGUGGCACCGUCACCGCAAAAGAGCAGCGUGGCACCGGCACACAUCCCUAUAUUCUUUACACUGUAAAGUUUCAGACAGCGACCAGUGAUGGCAGCGCCACUCCACAGCAUGCGACCUGCCACAAUGUCAAUCGCAGAUACAGCGAGUUCCUCAACUUGCAGACACGAUUAGAGGAGAAGCCCGAAAUGAAGAAAUUAAUCAAGAAUGUCAAGGGCCCAAAGAGGAUUUUCCCUGAUCUCUCAUUCAGCAGUCCAGACGGUGAGAAGGUUGAAGUGCGUAAAAGCCAGCUGGAUGCCUUCCUAAAACAAUUAAGCAGCAUUCCUGAGAUAGCCAACAACGAAGACAUGCAGGAGUUCCUAGCUCUCAAUUCAGGUGUCUGUACGUAUUUUGGAAGAAAACCUUUUGCCAAGUCAAGAAUUGAUAAGAUGAUGGAAAAUGCUUUGGACACUUUGAAGACAGCUUUCCCACAUCCAGAACCCCUCAGCCCAACAGAGGACAUCGAUGGAGAUCCUGAUGGAAGAACAAUGGACAACAGAAAAUACAGGAGGCUUUUCCCAAGCAAAAUCUCCCCAGCCUUCAAUAUACCCAACAUUCCUGAUCUACAUCCUAAAGUGACAUACUGCUUCAGUGAAGGCAGCACUGUCCUCAAUGGCAUGUCACUGUCCCACCUCGAGAAUUUUGUUGGUGAGCAGGAAAGACUGUUAUGUGGACUGAAUGGGAAAGAGAACAAGCAGAGGUGUGAGCAAGACGUGAAGAAGACUUCAGGGAAAACUCACGGCACAGACACAGCUGUGGCAGAUGUCGCUUUGAACAUCUUGUGUCUGCUGAUGAAGGAUCAGUGGAGUUGGCUGUGCACUGAGAACAUCCAGAAGGCCAUCAGACUGCUCUUCGGGACUUUCAUCGAGAGAUGGUUGGAUGUAGGUGUCGCCCACCUUACCAGUGCUCCUUGCUGGGUGAUUUACCUACAAGUGCUGCAGGAAGCUGUAUGGCCCGGUGGCACUCUGCCUGCUCAACCACAGCCUGAGCGAAGUGCUGCACAAAAGGAGAAAACAAAGGAGCAAUGUUUGGACUGCCUGAUGCAGCUGCUCCCAGAGCUCAUCACUGACAUGCUGGGUAAUGAGAAGUACAGACUGAGUUUGGAGACUAUGCUGGAGUCUUUGCAGGACCACCAGAUAAACAAGCAUCUGCUUUACUGCAUCUGUGACCUGCUGCUGGAAUUUUUGAUCCCCGAGUCGUGUGAUGAGAACUUCCAGCAUUCUCUGCUACAGAGCUUGACCAAAGACACAUAUUGAGACAACAAUGAUCGUCAUUAGUUUACAAAAAUCUGCCUGCUGAAGCCCAGAAUUGAUCACCAGACAGACUCGGGUCUGAAUGACAGUCACAACUCUCAGCAGCUUGUCUGAUAGAUAAAUGGAAUACACAGGUAAACAAAUAGCUGUCAUUCAGUUGUGGGGAGCACAGUGUACUUUGCUGUGGUCUGUGUGGGAGCAGCAUCAGAGCUGAGAACAACAACAGACUGAAGAAACUGAUUAGGAAGGCUGGCUCUGUGAGCCAGCUAUCACCCUCUAUAACAUUGUAUAUCUGUCUGACAAAUGAUUGUCUGCCAUAUAAUAUUUAUAUAAUUCCUAUCAUCAUUUCAUUAUCAUUUCAACUUCCCAUAUGUGUGAUAGACUUAUCACUUAUCUCAUUAUCAUAAAACAAGCUUUAGCUUCCAUUUCAGCUUAUAAAAAGUUUGCAUCCAAGUAAAAUACAAUGUCCUUUGCCUCCAUUUGUUUACUUUUCAAGUUAAAUCUUAUUCGCUGUUAGAAAAACAUAUGCACUGUUACUGAUAUGGUUGUAAAUCGUGCACAUUCCUACUUUGGAGCCUGGUAAGUUCACAGCUGGCAUGAGUGCAUAUGUUCAUGAUAUCUACCUAAAGUAUGAUGAUUCUUCAGAUGUAGAACUCGACAGAUCGCCGGGGCUUGAAAGGAAAUGAAGGAGGCUCUACCAGGAUUUUAUAUAAAGUUUUAUUCUGUCUUUUGUCGCCCUUUAUCUAAUGAUUGCUAGAGGUCUCACUGUGCUUCCCAGUGCAAUUAGUGCCUUCAGCUGAGCCCUCUGACAUCUCUGAGUGAAAUCAGCAGUGUGAAGGAGGUGCUCAGAUGAAAGCUGGGGCUGAACUUCAGACAGGUGUACUGACUGAAUCAAUAAAUGUUUGAAGUUGAGAGCACUGUUGGGGAAUCCCCGUCUUCAACACUAAGAGUGAACUUGUGGGAUUUUAGACGUCAUAAAGAUGGUUUUGUGCUAGUUUUCUUUGAUUACUCCUCUGUGUCAGGUAACUUAUUCAUAUAAUCCAGCUCUUCUCACACAUUCUUUCACUGUAUAAACACUAUUUGUGUGAAAGGAGUUAAAGAUCGGCUGAUAUUUCAUCAAUAAGUGUGUAUAAGUAUUGUGUUUUAGUCUUCCCAUGAUCUUUUGAUCCGGAGAGCAGUUAAAAAAAUACCAAUUUCUUCACAGCCAAAUUCCCUGAUGAGGGAUAAAUUAACUGCAUGAUUUACAAAACCACUUUAUGUUUUGCUUGAAUGGUAAAUUGAAAAAAAAGUAAGGUAAAAAAAUCACCACUCUUUAUAAAGUGCUUCCAUAUGGCAACAUCAUUUUAUUAAAUAUGGAUGGCUAAUAUAGUGU
Molecule: messenger RNA, 4217 nt
Organism: Pelmatolapia mariae (spotted tilapia)
Lineage: Eukaryota; Metazoa; Chordata; Actinopteri; Cichliformes; Cichlidae
Product: sorting nexin-19-like
Exons: 12
Coding region: 155-2848 (897 amino acids)
Cellular component (GO): intracellular membrane-bounded organelle
Molecular function (GO): phosphatidylinositol binding
Source: RefSeq, a predicted model, not a curated record